This is a messenger RNA of Pleurotus ostreatus (oyster mushroom), 921 nucleotides long. RefSeq lists its product as uncharacterized. Bases 1 to 921 code for a protein of 306 amino acids. The transcript is spliced from 3 exons. NCBI's taxonomy places the organism in Eukaryota, Fungi, Basidiomycota, Agaricomycetes, Agaricales, Pleurotaceae. Gene Ontology annotation, molecular function: oxidoreductase activity. The record is from RefSeq and is a predicted model, not a curated record.
AUGGCUCCUCUCGUAAUAAGUAUUGUGGCCGCAGGAGCGAUGGGCUCAGCUGUCGCCCAUCGGUUACAUGACUCUGGUUGCACUGUGCUCACAGACCUGACUGGUCGGUCCGAGGAUACACGACGCCGAGCCAAAGAAGCUGGGAUGGAGGAUGCGACAUUAGAAGACAUAGCAUCACGCGCCAAGUGGGUUUUGAGUAUACUCCCCCCUCGCGACGCACGAUCGUUCGCGGAGAAAUUCCUCGCUGCCUAUACGAAGAUACAGAAGACAGGGGCUGCCAACUCUGAUAAGAUCGUAUUCGUCGAUUGCAACGCCGUCAAUCCCGUUUCGGUGAAGGGUAUCGCUUCGAUCUUUGCGCAGACCCCGCAGAUCAGGUUCAUUGACGCUGCGAUCAUUGGUGGUCCUCCGAAUCCUGACGGAUACAAUCCUACUUUCUACGCUUCUGCACAGGCAGAGGACGGGAAAUUGCUCGAUGAAUUCGCUUCCUUGGGUCGAUAUGGCUUGAAAGUAUCUCUAUUGCAGGGCCAGGGUACGGGAAUUGGGGAUGCCAGCGCUCUCAAGAUGUCAUACGCAGGUAUCUCGAAAGGAUUCACUGGGUUAUUAACUACUAUGAUCCUGGCUGCUCACAGCUCAUCUCCGGCCACCGCCAAAGCCCUAAUUCGCGAGUUGAACGCCUCGCAACCUAUCGUUUUGAAAGGAAUACCCACAAGGAUUCCCUCAAUGAUACCAAAGGCCUAUAGAUGGGUUGGUGAAAUGGAAGAGAUUGCUGGCUUCGUUGGCGAAGGCGAGGGCGACAUAUACCAUGGGUUAGCUCAACUCUAUCAGCGAGUCGAGAAGGCAGUCGAUGGUGGCUCAGAGGAUCUUCAAACUUUGAGUGAAGUGAUAGAAGACGCAAAACAGGUCCUAGAUGGUAAUUUGUGA